AUGGCCGCGUCGUCGUCGAUGUACACGCCUGACAAGCGCGUGGUCAUUUACCCAGCCUACAUAGAUGCGACAAGAACCAUCGCCCAGGGGCGCAAGAUCCCCAAGGAGAACUGCCCGCCGGAGCCCACGUCCGCGGAGAUCAUCGCGGCGGCCGGCGCGCUCGGACUUGAGGUCGAGAUGGAGGCGGACAAGCUGUAUUCGCGCGCGUGGAAGGAUCCUCUGCAGCAGGGCAGGGUGCGCGUGAAGCUCAGGGACGACGCGGGGAAGCCGUGCGUGGAGGACGUGCGGAGUCGGCGAGAACUCUACAUGAAGGUCGCGUUCAUGGUCACCAAGAUCCCGGACCGCGUGAAGCGCGGCGGCGGCCCCCCCAAGCGGCCAGACCCCCUCGCCCAAGUUCAGAGCGCCGUCCAGAGCAUGGGCGGCGGCGUGCCGAGCGGCAGUGCCGCGAAGAAGAUCGCGAAGAAGGCGCGCAAGGGCCGGAAGUGA
Messenger RNA from Pedinophyceae sp. YPF-701, 486 nucleotides. The record is from the annotation of a GenBank genome assembly. NCBI's taxonomy places the organism in Eukaryota, Viridiplantae, Chlorophyta, Pedinophyceae.